AGAAGGCUGGCGGCUGGGUGCGUAGGGACACGUUGGGGGAGCCUGCGGACUGAUCGUAAACUCCUUUCAGCCUGUAAGGUCUCCCGUCGGGGCACCGGAGCAGACUGCACUUCGGGUCCUGUGCAGAUGACGGCGGUUGCCUUGAGCGGGACGAGGGAGUGAGCGGGCGGAGCGAGCCAUGGUGACGCGGUGCCGGUGGGCCCUUGCUCUGGUGCUGACCGCCUCCGCCCUGAGCCUGGCGAGCGGCCUGUCGUUGGCGGAGGAGGAGGCGGAGGUCUUGCCGGCAGAGUGGGCACUGCUUCACGUGGUACAGGGCCAGAUUGGCGCCGGCAACUACAGCUACCUGCGGCUCAGCCACGACGGCAAGAUCGUGCUGCGGGUGAGGAGCUUGAGGGGCGACGUUGACCUGUACGUCUCCGACAGCAACCUUCACCCCAGCUUCGACGAGUAUGAUCUUCAGUCGUCCACCUGCGGCCAGGACAUGGUGGCCAUCCCCCCUACCUUCCAGCGGCCGGUGGGCAUCGCCAUUUACGGCCACCCCUCCUACAUGGAGAGCGAGUUCGAAAUGAGGGUCUAUUUGGACCGGACAGAGCGGCUGGACCACUUCGCCGAGACCAACGCUUACUCCUACUCCGAGGCCUCGGCCGGCAGGAAGCAGACCACCGGGAAGGAGGAGGAGGAAGAUGAACGGGAGGAGUCGGUGCUGUGGACGGUGCUGAUCGGAGUCUUGAAGCUGCUCCUGGAGAUCCUCUUCUGAGGGGUGAGGGGUGGGUGGGGGGGGAGGAGGAAUGGUGGGUGGAGGAAGGGGAAACGGGGCAUGUUUAGACAUCGCUUCAGUCGUUAAUGGACAGAAAGACUGGGAUCAAUGGACUUAAUGCCAGUCACUCAAUGGAAAGGGUUCACCCACCUGAUGUUCCCACACGUGUACCACUUGCCCUGAAAAUGUUGGUGGUGAGGUCGGGUGGGGGGUGCUUUUUUCCACCCUUGCCUCAAUUCUAACCGUUUUGUGGCCUGAUUUUUUUGUUCUUGUUGUUUUGAUG
Molecule: messenger RNA, 1040 nt
Organism: Callorhinchus milii (elephant shark)
Lineage: Eukaryota; Metazoa; Chordata; Chondrichthyes; Chimaeriformes; Callorhinchidae
Gene: cunh6orf120
Product: chromosome unknown C6orf120 homolog
Exons: 2
Coding region: 179-757 (192 amino acids)
Source: RefSeq, a predicted model, not a curated record